Messenger RNA from Hyaloperonospora brassicae, 1035 nucleotides. The record is from the annotation of a GenBank genome assembly. Lineage: Eukaryota; Oomycota; Peronosporomycetes; Peronosporales; Peronosporaceae.
AUGGAGCAAUCCACACCCCUCUCUGAGGCUCAAAAGGUCGCGCUUGAUAAGCUGACCGCGGCCGUAGGCCUAGAGUAUGUAAAGUUUCUAGCUGCACAGGGUCCCGAUGUGCUCAAUGCACGAGUCGAGGCCUUUAUGCAGUAUGAAACGGCCCUGUUGGGUCAGGUUCAAAACCAAGUAGCGUCGGCUAUGCCGACACGCUACGUGGCUAUGCCACCAGAAGAGGCUAAGCCUCGUCCCCUCCGGGUGGACGUUAAACAUUACUCCGGGAAGGAGGGGGAAAACUUGACCAUCUGGAUCCGUGAGAUUGAGAUGGCCAUGGACUCUGGUCUCAUCUCACUAGAGAACCAGCGGGUCUCUUUGGCCAUCUCUAAGCUCGAUGGUAGAGCUAGAGAGUGGGCUUUGACGUGUGGCACCUCAGUCAAUUUGGCAUUUCCCACGUGGGAAUCGCUCAAGUUAGACCUCAUGCGAGUUUUCUCGCCGCCUAACCAGGCAUAUCGCGUGCGAUCACGCUUCUUAUCAACCCGUCAGGGUAAGAGCGAGUUAACGGACUAUGUCCAAGAGUUGAGAACUCUAAUGGCUGCUAUGCAGUCUGACCCUCUCCCUGAGACUGUCUACGUGACAGUUUUCAUGGAAGGUCUCCGCACUGGCGUGGCCAGAACCGAGGUUUUUCGGGUUCAUCCCUCUACUUUUGAGGAAGCUGUGCGCGUCGCUCAAAAUGCUGAGCACAACUUUAAGUCGGCCAGACUUGGUUGGAAUGGGUACAACCCAGGCUUUGCGAGGGCGGCCUCUGCGAGGACUUCGGCUUACUGUAAGCCAGAACCGAUGGAUCUCAGCCAUGCUGAAGAUGAGUGCGAAGCGGAGCUUCAUGUUGCGGAGCAACGACAGGAUGUGAGACGCUGUUACAUGUGCGGAAGCACUAAACACUUGCGUCCCACUUGUCCAUUGCGAAAGCAACAACCGACUCCUAUGAGUCGAAACCCCAGCCUCAACCAGAAACCUGGUAUGGCACGGGGAAACGUCGACACCCAGUAG